AUGGGGAAUGUACCUACAAAAGAAUCAAGAAGUAGAUCAAAUUCCGCAGUAUCCUUAAAUGGAAAUGGUUCACCUUUAAAUUCAUCAUCAACUAUAACAACAAAUUCAAUAAAUAAUCGAACUUCAAAAUCAAGAAGAAAUACAACAACUACUUCAUCAUCAACUUCAUUUCAAAAUAAUCAUGGUAAUAAUAGUCAUCAAAGAUCAAAUUCAUCAGAUUUAAGAAAAUUAAAAAGACAAGAAGAAAAAGAUUUAAAAUUAACAAAUCAUUAUAAUCAAUUAAUUGUUAAAUUUACAGAAACUGUUGAUGGUGGAUAUUUAGCUCCUUUUGGUACUUAUAAAUCAAAUUUAGAUUAUGAUUGUGAUAUAGUUCGUUCAUUAAUAAUAAAUAGAGAAAUUUCACCUUUUUUCACACCAUUACAAGAUUUUAAUGAAAAUUGGUCAAAUAAUGAAUUAUAUAUAAUAUUAAAUCAAUUAACUUUACAUGCUUUAGAAGAACCUUUGGAAUUAAAUAAUGAUUAUGAAGAAGAUGAUUUAGAUAAUCAUAAAAUUCAUAAAUCUUCAAAUUAUUAUAAAAGACAAGAAGAAAAAGCAAAAUUAAAACUGUUAAUUCAAAAUGUUAAGGAUUUGCAAAAGCAAGAGGAGACUAAAUUUCAUGAAGCAAAGAAGGCAAGAGACCAACAACAACAAUCACAACAAAGUGUUAAUAAUCAACAACUCAGUAGUAAUCUUCAACAAAGCAUCAAAUAUUUACAAUCUCGAGAUUUACAAUUAAAACUAUAUAGAAAUCCAAUUGAAUGUCCAAUAUGUUUUUUAUAUUAUCCUCAACAUUUAAAUAUUUCAAGAUGUUGUAUACAACCAAUAUGUACUGAAUGUUUUGUUCAAAUUAAAAGAUUAGAUCCUCAUCCUCCUCAUGAUGAUCCUUCAAUUCAACAAAGAGGUGAACAACCUCAUUCAUUAAUUUCAGAACCUGCUAGUUGUCCUUAUUGUGCUAUGCCUGAUUUUGGUAUAACUUAUGAUCCUCCUAUUGAUAUUCAUACUGGUAUUGGUGGUAUACUACCUAGUGAUUAUAAAUUAUCCAAAACUAUAUCAGAAGAAGAAGAUGAAAUCACAGAAGAAAAUGCAAUAAUUGAUGAUGAUGAAGAUAUUACAUCAUCUCCUUCAAAACGUAUUAAUUCAUCAACUACUUCAUCACCACCACCAACAAUGAAUAAUAAUUUAAUAAUUAAUAAAGUAUUUGGUAAAUCAACCACCACUAGUCAAAAAAAACCAAAAAGAAGAAGUUCAAUAGCAGCAAAUUCUCCAGGAGUAAUAACAAUUGAUAAAAUAAGACCAGAUUGGGAAAUUAAUUUAAAUAAUGCAAGAAAUAAAUUAGCAAGAAAAGCUGCUACUGCAAGUGCUAUUCAUGCAAGUAAUUUAAUAAUUGAAAAUAACAAUUCUACUAGUAACAAUAUUUUAAGUAGUAGUAAUAAUCGACAAUUAACUGGUUAUUCUCAAGUUGAACAAAGAAUGAUUGAAGAAGCUAUGAGAUUAUCAUUAAUUGAUGAAGAAGAACGUAAAAGAAAAUUAGCAAAUGAAUAA
This is a messenger RNA of Lodderomyces pseudojiufengensis, 1581 nucleotides long. RefSeq names its product Sip5p (gene SIP5). Lineage: Eukaryota; Fungi; Ascomycota; Pichiomycetes; Serinales; Debaryomycetaceae. Bases 1 to 1581 code for a protein of 526 amino acids. The transcript has a single exon. Gene Ontology annotation, cellular component: cytoplasm. The record is from RefSeq and is a predicted model, not a curated record.